Thlaspi arvense is the source of this 339-nucleotide messenger RNA. Lineage: Eukaryota; Viridiplantae; Streptophyta; Magnoliopsida; Brassicales; Brassicaceae. The record is from the annotation of a GenBank genome assembly.
AUGCCUAUUCUUAGAUUGAUAUGCCAUUUUGAACCUUUUGACCUGCUAAAAUCCAUACUAUUAGGCCAUCCUUCUUGUUUGUCAGUUUAUGACAUCAUUUUGACAAUGGAGGUAUACCUUGGAGUUAAGCGGAGUGUGGAUUGUGCAAUUGCCAUGGCAAUGGGUUGGAGACCAGCAAUUACGGUAAAACAAAUUCUAGUGGGCAUCCAGGAUUUAUUAGACCAGCCCAAUCCUGCUGAUCCUGCACAAACUGAAGGUUAUCACCUCUUUAUCCAGGAUGUUGUGGAGUACAAGAGACGGGUCCGGCAGCAGGCCAAGUUAUACCCUCCCCUCGUCUAG